This is a messenger RNA of Melanotaenia boesemani (Boeseman's rainbowfish), 1863 nucleotides long. It is a transcript of the gene lcorl, whose product is annotated as ligand dependent nuclear receptor corepressor-like. NCBI's taxonomy places the organism in Eukaryota, Metazoa, Chordata, Actinopteri, Atheriniformes, Melanotaeniidae. Gene Ontology annotation, biological process: regulation of transcription by RNA polymerase II. Gene Ontology annotation, molecular function: DNA binding. The record is from RefSeq and is a predicted model, not a curated record. Gene Ontology annotation, cellular component: nucleus. Bases 43 to 1863 code for a protein of 606 amino acids. The transcript has 7 exons.
GAGGUUCAAACAGAGGGAGACAGAGGGGGGGAAGGACCGAGAAUGGCGGCCGUGCAGUGCACCAAAUGCACGGCAGAAAGGAAAGGGUUUCGGCGGGAACUUGAUUCUUGGCGACAUAGAUUAAUACACUGCGUUGGGUUUGAAUGUAUUCUGGAGGGAAUCUAUGGUCCAAUUCUGCUGAAAGACCUCAAUUUAUUUGUUGGCUGUGAACCUGAAGAGGUGGAUGACUGGUCCCCAGAAGCGAGCCGCUCUCAAUGUUCAUUCUGUAACCUUUCACUGGACAAACUCAGUGAUCCAGUACCUGCAGCCAUGUCGCCUUCCUCCUCCCCCUCUGAUUUAUCUCCCUGUCAGGCCCUGACCAUCUCUGAGAGCAGCCAGUCAGCACACAGGUUCCUCCAAGCAGUGUUUCACAAGAAAGAUGUGUCCAUGGACUGUGAUUCGAACAUACCUCUGGUUGCCCAGGAGCUGAUGAAGAAGAUGAUACGCGAAUUUGCUGUGGAGUACGCAUCCAAGUGCUUGCUCCGCACCAAUACAAAUGGUGUAACAAGGUCCUCAUCGCCAUUGUCAGAAACAUCAGAUGCCCCUCUGGACCUCACAGUGAGCCGAAUGCUGGAAGAGAAGGAGAUUAAGCCUGAACCAGAUGGCGUGCUAGACCUAUCCAACCGGAAUUUUGCCAGCUCAGCAACUUCAUCGUCAUCUAAUCACAAAGUUUUGGGGAGGCAGCACAGGCAGAAGGAGUACACUGAGAGGAGCUGGGAGCUGUCACAGGGGUUGCUGUCCAAGGCUUUGAAGGAUAUCCGUUCAGGGAGGCUGCAGGAGCAGCGCGCAGCUUUGCUUUAUGGAAUACCCCUUCAAACCCUGAGGCGAGGUUUGGACACCUGGGCUGAGGGGAGGCAAGGGUUGUUGCUUCAGCUUACAUCAGAAAGCAGAGAUUUCAGGGAUGAAGUGGCAUCACACAAUGUGAUGUCGUCCACGUUAGGCGGUGAAGCCCGCCUUGUUCUCCAGAAGGUGGCAGCUUGGGCAGAGCGGGCAGAAAUUGGGGGAGGCGCAGAGGAGAAUGGAGACUUAAGUUUCCCAUCAUCAGCUCUUACCUUCUAUCAGCCAAGCGGUUCACAAAAGACCGCCCCUCACUGUUUCUCCCAGCUCAGGGAUUCUCUCCAGCCCCCAUCAAGCCCAACUUCUAGUCUGGAGUCUCCUACACCUCUGCGUAUUCCUCAGGUCCGUUCCAUGUCUGACUACACCAGAUCAGUUUCAGCUGAGAAUUGCAGCAUAGCCGAAAACCUACAUCAACGUACCUCAUUAACUGAGGGUACUGCCAGUUCGUCUACAGCAUCUGCCAGACCUUCAUCCCUCUUCAAACUCAGACCUCCGUUCUUGGCACAAGGCUGUCUGGGCAGUGUCAGUCAGUCACCUUAUCGUCUGGGACCACGUGGAUCUUCACUGGAUGAAUCAGAAGAGGGGCUCAGUUCCCGGGACAAAGACAAACAACCUAGAAAGAAACGUGGGAGAUACCGUCAGUACGACCACGAACUGAUGGAGGAGGCAAUCACCAUGGUGAUGGCUGGUCGCAUGAGUGUCUCUAAGGCCCAAGGGGUUUAUGGCGUGCCCCAUAGCACACUGGAAUACAAAGUCAAAGAGCGCACUGGAACACUGAAGAAUCCUCCCAAGAAGAAAUCUACUAACUUUUGUUUAUCCAGUUCCAUCACUUCUGGAUCGGGUACCAUGACCGGUUCCACUAACUCAGGAAGUCUUGCCUCAGCUGCCGACACAAAGAGGUUUCUAGACCACGGAACGCCUCGAAAUUCCUCACACUUGAACACUUCACCUUUCACAAGAUACCCGUUUUCUGGAGACACUUGUUAA